AUGGCCAACAGUUUGGUUUUCAUAAUUACAUGUUUCUUCAUUCUCCUCUAUCCUUCAGCUUUAGCAAACCGAACACACUUCUCAUGGAACGAAACAUCUGCAGUUUUUUCUGCUUCAAAUGCCGAUGGCAUCUGUCAGUCAAUGGUGCAGCCACGUGGUUACACUUGUGAAGAACACAAAGUGACAACAAAAGAUGGUUAUAUACUAAGCUUACAAAGAAUACCAUUAGGACGCGUAGGUGGCAAGAAAGGCAACAUGAUCCCUGUUCUUUUGCAACAUGGUCUUCUAAUGGAUGCUAUAACAUGGCUGUUGAGCCCUCCUGAUCAAUCAUUAGCUUUGGUUUUAGCCGACAAUGGAUUUGAUGUAUGGCUUGUUAGUUCACGAGGAACCAAAUAUAGCCGUGGUCAUGUAUCUCUCAAUCCUGAUAGUGAGGCUUAUUGGGACUGGACAUGGGAUGAGUUAGCAGCAUAUGAUCUUCCAGCUACAUUUCAAUAUGUUCAUCGUCAAACAGGCCAGAAACUGCAUUAUGUUGGUCACUCGUUGGGAACUUUGAUGGGAAUGGCUGCAUUUUCAAAAGGAGAGCUUGUAAGCAUGACAAGAUCAGCUGCAUUGCUUAGUCCCAUUGCUUAUGUAGGUCGGAUCACGUCCCCAUUAGGCAGAACUGCUGCUGAAAACUUCCUAGCUGAAACUUUAAGAUGGCUGGGACUUCAUGAGUUUAAUCCAAAAGGGGAUGCUGUAACCAAGCUUCUCAAGAAAAUAUGCGUGAAUCCACUCAUCGAUUGUACCAACUUGUUGAAUUCAUUCACAGGCAAAAACUGUUGCUUGAAGCCUUCGAUAGUCGACGUUUUUCUAGACCAUGAGCCUCAGUCAAGCUCCACGAAGAACUUGAUUCAUAUAGCACAAAUGAUAAGAGAAGGAACAAUUAGUAUGUAUGAUUAUAAGGAUGGGGGACAAAACAGGAGGCGAUAUGGGAAGUCAACACCUCCAGUUUACAACAUAGCCAACAUACCUAAGAACCUUCCACUUUUCCUGGGCCAUGGUGGUGCUGACUCGCUUUCUGAUGUUGAAGAUGUUAAGCAUUUGUUGAAAAUACUCAAGGAUCAUGAUAAGAACAAGAUUGUGGUUCAAUUUAGGAAGGAUUAUGCUCAUGCUGAUCCUGUUAUGGGUACAAAUGCUAGACAAGUUGUGUAUGAACCUCUUAUGGCCUUCUUCAAGGUCCACAUUUGA
This is a messenger RNA of Lactuca virosa, 1227 nucleotides long. Lineage: Eukaryota; Viridiplantae; Streptophyta; Magnoliopsida; Asterales; Asteraceae. The record is from the annotation of a GenBank genome assembly.